AUGCCUGAUCGCUGCUCAACAGAGAUACAAGUGACCAAGAAGGUGAAGCCUUUCGCUGAUCUGCAUUGCCAUGCUCAGGGGCCAAAGGGAGUGAAGCCGCCAGUGCAGGACCAGCAUCAGGCGCUCAUUCGCACAAUCAGCGACAUCAUCAGCGAGCUCAUGGCAUGUCACAAGGCGGGCAAAUCUGUGAAUAUCACGAAGCUGAAGCAGCAGUGCGCGAAGAGGAACGGCAUGCAGGGCAUCCCGAAGCUCACUCAGAUCAUUGCUGGAGUUCCCGAGCAGAGCAAGAAGCAGAUCGUUCCUCUCCUGAAGGCAAAGCCUGUCCGAACAGCCUCUGGCAUCGCUGUCGUGGCUGUCAUGUCAAAACCUCACCGCUUACCUCUAGGAGGAGUCUGCGUCUACUGUCCCGGCGGUCCAGACUCUGACUUCGAGUACUCGACACAGUCGUACACGGGGUACGAGCCGACGAGCAUGCGAGCGAUUCGUGCGAGAUACGAUCCCUUCUUGCAGACAAAGAGCAGGAUCGAUCAGCUGCAGAAGCUAGGGCAUAGUACGGACAAGGUCGAAUUCAUCCUGAUGGGCGGAACAUUCAUGUCUCUGGACAACGAGUACAGAGACUAUUUCAUCCGCAACCUGCACGAUGCGCUCUCCGGCCACUCGUCGAACUCGGUGGAAGAAGCAAUCAAGUACUCUGAGCAGAGCAACAGCAAGUGUAUUGGCAUCACAAUCGAGACUCGUCCAGACUACUGCCUCAAGCCCCACCUGAGCUCGAUGCUGUCAUACGGGUGCACCCGACUCGAGAUCGGCGUGCAGAGCGUUUAUGAGGACGUGGCGAGGGACACCAAUAGAGGGCACACGGUGAAGGCUGUGUGUGAGUGCUUCCAGCUAGGGAAGGACGCGGGGUACAAGAUCGUAGCCCACAUGAUGCCUGACUUGCCCAACGUCGGGUACGAGCGAGACAUGCGGCAGUUCCGAGAGUACUUUGAGAACCCCUCGUUCCGCACGGACGGACUGAAGCUCUACCCCACCCUCGUCAUCCGCGGCACCGGGCUGUACGAGCUGUGGAGGACGGGGAGGUACAAGAACUACUCGCCCGAGCUGCUCAUCGACCUGGUGGCUCACAUCCUAGCGCUGGUCCCGCCAUGGACGCGCAUCUACCGCAUACAGCGCGACAUCCCCAUGCCCCUCGUCUCCUCAGGGGUCGAGCACGGCAACCUCCGAGAGCUGGCGCUGGACAGGAUGAAGGAGCUCGGGCUGCGCUGCAGGGACGUGAGGACGCGCGAGGUCGGGAUCCAGGAGAUCCAUAAGAACGUCAAGCCUGAGCAGGUGGAGCUGAUCCGGAGGGACUACGUGGCCAACGGCGGGUGGGAGACUUUCCUGUCCUACGAAGACCCGAUCCAGGAUAUCCUUAUCGGCCUCCUGCGACUCAGGAAGUGUACCAAGGAGGGAACUUUCCGCCCCGAGCUGACGCAGGGGCAGUGCUCCAUCGUGAGAGAGCUGCACGUCUACGGGACGGCAGUGCCGGUCCAUGCGAGGGAUCCCGCGAAGUUUCAGCACCAGGGCUACGGGACGCUGCUCAUGGAGGAGGCGGAGAGGAUCGCCAGGGAGGAGCACGGGUCCUCCAAGAUCGCGGUCAUCUCGGGGGUGGGGACCCGGCACUACUACAGGAAGCUGGGGUAUGAGCUGGACGGGCCUUAUAUGUCGAAGAACCUCUUGUGA
This is a messenger RNA of Guillardia theta CCMP2712, 1719 nucleotides long. RefSeq lists its product as hypothetical. Gene Ontology annotation, biological process: tRNA wobble base 5-methoxycarbonylmethyl-2-thiouridinylation. Gene Ontology annotation, cellular component: elongator holoenzyme complex; cytoplasm; nucleus. Lineage: Eukaryota; Cryptophyceae; Pyrenomonadales; Geminigeraceae. Gene Ontology annotation, molecular function: acyltransferase activity, transferring groups other than amino-acyl groups; iron-sulfur cluster binding. The record is from RefSeq and is a predicted model, not a curated record. The transcript has 14 exons. The coding region runs from base 1 to 1719 and encodes 572 amino acids.